Molecule: messenger RNA, 3019 nt
Organism: Mya arenaria
Lineage: Eukaryota; Metazoa; Mollusca; Bivalvia; Myida; Myidae
Product: acetylcholine receptor subunit beta-like
Exons: 3
Coding region: 70-1344 (424 amino acids)
Biological process (GO): regulation of membrane potential; monoatomic ion transmembrane transport; chemical synaptic transmission
Cellular component (GO): synapse; membrane; neuron projection
Molecular function (GO): extracellular ligand-gated monoatomic ion channel activity; transmembrane signaling receptor activity; neurotransmitter receptor activity
Source: RefSeq, a predicted model, not a curated record
UAUUUCUUAUCUUCACGAAUGUUUCGCCACAAUUUACAGCAAAAAGACAGGCGAUAACCAAUCUUACAGAUGCUUGGAUCUACGAUGCACAGGAUGAUAUGUACUCUCACAACAUGUUUGAUACUCGCAACAUUCUCGACGUCCACGAUUGAUGGCCAAACAUGGAAUGGUACCCGAGACCUCCUUGGGCGGCUAAUGGACGGCUACGACCGCCGCAUUCGACCCGUCCGAAACCAGAGCCAUUCCGUUCAUAUACGCGUUAACUUCGAACUAUACACAUUUAAGGAAAUUGACGAAAUCAGCGGAACGUUUUCGGUAGCCGGGAAUCUUGAACUAAUUUGGCGGGACGAAAACCUAUCCUGGGACCCGAGCAAACAUGAAGGAGUCUACUCGUUGGUUGUCCCCCUUACGGAAAUUUGGUACCCGGCUCUCCUCCUAGCUAAUCCAGAUGCUAGUGACGUCACUAUUCAAGAUGACGAUCGGAUGGAUGUGAGGAUAGUGUUUGAUGGUUCUGUGUACCUGUAUCCCACUGGAAUAAUUGCCUCCUUUUGUGACAUACGCCUACUGUACUACCCGUUUGACAAACAGACUUGCGGUUUAAUCUUCUAUGUGCGGGGUUUUUCAAGUGACGAAAUAGUUCUUGAAGAUGGUGAAUCCUACCUCAGCUCAAAUUAUAGCGGGAACGGAGCGUGGAACCUGAUAAACAAGACCAAGAGCGUAGACGUUUUAUCCAAUGCAAGCACCUAUUUUGCCACUUUUACGUACGAGAUUGAACGCAAAUGGCUUUUCGCGAUGGUUAAUAUGCUUUUUCCGCUCGUUUUCCUGUCAGUUCUCAACCUGCUUGUGUUCGUCCUUCCACCGGAUUCGGGGGAGCGCGUGUCAUUCACUGUUACCAUUUUGCUGGCAAUCGCUGUUUUCCUUACGCUUGUUGGAGAUAGCCUUCCGAAGGUGUCCGAGCCGUUUCCGGUAUUUUGUUACUACCUGCUGGCAAUGCUGUCUCUAAGCACCGCAAUGACGAUAGUCACUAUCGUCAACUUGAGGAUUUUUCACAAAGACCCGAGCAAGAAGCCUCCAGCACUCACUGCUUGCCUCGUGAACGUUCUAAUGUGUUAUUCUUGCACACCGAAAAGAAAGAAAGAAAUAUACAGAACAACGCUUUCGCAGACUAAUGAAACUCAAAUGAACGGAUCGACACACCAAUCAAUUCAAAGUGAUCACGUGGCGAGAAAAACGGUCACAUGGAAAGACGUUAGCCACGCAGUGGACAUUAUGAGCAUUUUGAUAUUUGUGUUAGCAUGUUUAUUCUUAAAUGUGUACUUUCUAUUAUUUCUUCAAGCACAAUAGCUUCAAUUCUUCAGCUUUUUUGAGUUCUGUUUAGUCGUGGCGACGACAAAAUGUUUCUUGAUGACCGUUCACAUCUUAUAGAAGAAUAAGGAAAUCUACAGACAAUAUACUCACGGGAAAUUAUCAGCGCAUAUCAGAUAGUAGAAUUGGGAAAUGUACAGACGUUUGAAAUAUUCUUACAGGAAAACUCCUAUGCAUUUCAGAUAGUAGAAUAGGGAAAUGUCUAGACAAUUGCAAUAUUAACAUCAGAAAGCAUCAGUGCAUUUCAGAAAGUAGUAAAAGAAAAUGUACAGACGAUUGUAAUAUACUCACGAGGAAAACAUCUGUCCAUAUUCAACAGCUUUCAAAUUCGAAAAGUGCGGACCAUCGAUUCCAGAUGUUAAGGUAUCUAUUUCGAACUCUUGGGACAGAACUGCUUUGUGGGGUAAUACACAAUGUGAAGACAUGAAAGGGCCAAACACUUCUUCUAUAUCAGUCGUUAAGUUGAAGCAUAUUUGGGUGUUUAUUUACACAUGCUGAAAUGCUUCUCUUUAUUGUAAAAUAGUUAUUUACAGCGUUUUAUUACAAUAUUUAUUGUUCAUUAAUUCCGCGAAAAACAAUACAUUAGUAUUUCGAUUGAAAUGAAAACAACAUGUGAAUUCUACUAACAGUAACAGUACUGUAGAAUACAUCAACAUAUCAACAAAAGUAGUAAAAACACAGUUCUGGCGCGUUUUGUUUCUUUCCACUAAAGUAGAAAAAAUGGACUGUGACAAAUAUUUUUAAGACAGUUUGAUUGACACACAUGAUUUAUUUUUAGGAAAUCAUACACUAUAUGGUGGAUUUUUACGCACGUUUAGGGGUAAAUAAGAGUUUCACCACUUUUUGGGUAACAGGGGGUGCGGUUGCACACCGAUAUUUCAGAAAAAACAAACAAUAUUAAGUGUGGAUCUCACUAUAUAUCAAAAGUAAACAUUGUUAUGUAGACUGCUUUUACCUUUCACAAAACUAUGCCAAUCUACCAGGGCAAACAAUGAGGUAAAAUGCUAGCUUUAUGUGUUUGUUCUCUCAAGAUAUUAAACAGAUAAACCAUAUUUACAGUGAUCGUAAGACAAGAUAUGUCCAUAUAUGAGUUUAUAAACUCUUAUAAGAAUACUUGUGGAAGACCCCAUUGCUUAGUACUAAUAUAUAUUAUACGUGAAAAACAUGAUUCAUUUAUUUGUACCAUGCACCAUGUUUGCAAUUUCUCAAUAUGUGUAUCAUCUAGGUUCUCGUGCUCUUUUUGUCAUGUUUUUUUUUACUUUGACUUAAUAUAAAUAAACUUGAAAAUCAAAUCGGUUUGUGCGUUUGAAAACAACCAAGCUUGUGAAAGACAAGAAAGAAGAAAACAUGACACAUUAAUUGCCGUUGUAUACUAUGUAAAAUGAAUAACUCAACUAGACGUAGUUAUUUUAGUAAAAUGUGAGAUAGACAAACUACAACAAAAAAGUAAGUUCAGCAAGCAUUACCGAGAGUUUAAAUCCUGAAAUUCCAGCUAUGUAAAUAUAUUCCAUAAAGACAUAAACAAUAUCCUAAAGUUGCUGACGUAUUUUAUCAAUAGUACAACUACAUGUAUUGAGAGUGGCAAACAUAUAUAUUCAAAAUUUUGAUAUUUGUUUCUGAUUUGUGUUUUACCUUUUUACGUGAAUAUUUAUAU